AUGACCUUUCUCUUCAGGUUGUGUCCAUGUCUGCGCAAGGGCGGCGCAACCUCCGGCGACGACGGUGGCGACCACCACGACGAUCCCAACGGGCCCGGGGACUCCAUGGACCUGAUCUUCCCCCUCCACACUCUUCAACUCGCCACUAACUUCUUCUCCAACCUCAACCAGCUAGGUCAUGGAGGCUUUGGUCCCGUCUUCAAGGGAAUGAUGCCAAAUGGUCAAGAAGUAGCUGUUAAGAAGCUGUCAUUGGAAUCUAGACAAGGUGUUAAAGAAUUCACCAAUGAAGUCAUGCUAUUACUCAGAAUUCAGCACAAGAACUUGGUUACAUUACUUGGUUGCUGUGCAGAAGGGCCUGAAAAGAUGCUUGUCUAUGAGUAUCUACCUAACAAAAGUCUUGAUCACUUUCUAUUUGAUAAGAGAAAGUCUUCAUCCUUGGAUUGGGCAACACGAUUCAGAAUAGUUACUGGUGUGGCAAGAGGACUUCUCUACCUGCAUGAAGAAGCCCCAGAAAGAAUUAUUCAUAGGGACAUUAAAGCUAGUAACAUAUUGUUGGAUGAGAAGUUAAAUCCAAAAAUUUCAGACUUUGGUUUGGCAAAGCUAUUUCCUGGGGAGGACACUCAUCUGCUGACAUUUAGGAUUUCUGGUACACAUGGUUACAUGGCUCCUGAAUAUGCAUUGCGGGGAUAUCUGUCUGUGAAGACGGAUGUUUUCAGUUAUGGAGUCCUGGUGUUGGAAAUAGUUAGUGGGAGAAAAAACCAAGAUUUGCGACUGGGUUCAGAAAAAGCAGAUCUCUUGAGCUAUGCAUGGUCGCUCUAUCAAGGACGGAGGAUAAUGGACUUAAUUGAUCCAUCCCUCGGUAAAUACAAUGGUGAUGAGGCAGCCAUGUGCAUUCAACUAGGUUUAUUGUGCUGCCAAGCAAGCAUAAUUGAAAGACCUGACAUGAAUGCUGUUCAUCUCAUGCUCUCAAGUGAUUCCUUCACUUUGCCAAGACCAGGUAAACCAGGAAUUCAAGGUCGUACAGGACGUUGGACUACAACUACAUCAUCUGCUUUGACCAAUACCAAUACCAAUGCUAGUAGUGGUACCAGGGUCUCAGGUGGUAGUGGUAGUUUUGUAGAUGAUUAUUCUAGAAAUUCUAUAUCUACCUCUUCUUUUGAUGAAGGCAGAUGA
Molecule: messenger RNA, 1173 nt
Organism: Sphenostylis stenocarpa
Lineage: Eukaryota; Viridiplantae; Streptophyta; Magnoliopsida; Fabales; Fabaceae
Source: the annotation of a GenBank genome assembly